AUGCUGAAGAUGCAGUCAGGCGAGCUGUUGCGGCCUUUCCAUACCGUGCGAGACACGGAGUCCGGCGCGGUCUGCGUCGGUCCCGUGCCCAGUUUUCGCUCUUUCGGGCAAGACAUAGAAGCGAUGCGAUUCUUCAAUCAAGAUGAAGAGCGUGUGUGCAGCGCUGCCGGUGAGAGCGCGGCCCAUGACCUGCGCCAUGCGAACUGCUUUCCUUCUCGAGACACGGCAGCCGCAGACACACACCGCGCGCCGUCUUCGCUGCUCUCUACUGCAGCUGUUGGGAGGCUCCCGUCCACCACUGCGUCCCCGUAUGCCUUCUCCGGCUGGCCUCUGCGAGAGGAACCCGCGUGCGGCCUUGGGCGGCCGUCGGGUGUACAUACACCGCGCGGGACGCUAGUGAAGACGCCGUGUUCUGUGCGUUCGCGCACGUCUUCUUUCGGCGGAUGCCCGCAUAGUUUUCCUCUCGCGACAGAGGAUCUACAAUGGGGCUUCCAGGGCGAGCAGGCCUUCGGAGUGGUGCAGACAGAAGGCCUCUUCCCUGUGUACACACAGGGCGAGGAGGAUGCCUCGGCGAGAGUGCCGCCGGGCGCCUCGCCUUGCUGUUCGCAGGCUCCGCUCUCUGCGCAGCAGCCGCACCACGCGUUCGCCGCCUGGUCUUCGUCUGUCCAUUCUUUCUGCCUUCGACCGCGAGUCUCCACGUCUGUCGCUUCGGGGAGCCGGACUCCUGCCGGGGCUUCCUGCUGCUCGGUGCGGGGUGACUUCGCGGCAAAACCGUCACGCAAGGCAAGAGAAUGGACUCUCCACCCUCUCGCAACAGCCAGGAGUGCGCCGUCGGCCCCUGUGGCGUCGCCGUUUGCGGCUUCCUCCGCGCACCUUCCGCAUGCGGUUCCUCAUCGAGUCGCCUUUGGCGCCGCCGUGGAGGGAGGGAUCGCAGCGUCGUCUCCCGCGCCAGCCUGCGCGUCCCUAGUGCCCCUUCAGGCGCUUGCAUGUGCGCCGACGCUUGCGUCUGGCGCAGGUGCCUCUCAGCCUCUAUCUGCCCUCAAGCCUCAUGCUCCACCGCGCCCCUUAGGCUCGCCUGUCCUGUCCGCGUAUCCGCCUCUCUCCGCCUCGCUGGUUAGGCGAUCGCCUUCUUCAGGAGGCCUCGCCCUCGCACCGAGGAGCGGCGGGUCGGGAGUACAGACAGAGUGCGCGUCGCUCGAGCGAAGAUCCAGCAACGUCCUGUCAACUUCCUCUUCUUCCCCGUCUUCUCCCGCGCCCCAAGAACACCCAGGCGGCGGCAUCCACGCGGACGACGAGGCCGAAGGGCGAGUCCACGCAGAACGCGCAGAGUCUCGAGCGCCGGAGCUGCGCAGCACGCGAGGCAUGGAGCACGACAGACACACAAGCAUGGAUGGCGGCGACGACGCGAAACUCGCUCACAACGCGGGGUGGCUUUCGAGUGCCGGCGUAUGUACACUGUCAGCGCAGAAGUCUACGUCCGCUGUCGGGGCAGAACAAGCUGAAGAAAUGUCGCCUUUCUUCUGGAAACGCAGCUCCCCCCACGCCCAGCCUCUGACUGACGUGGGACGUUCUCCAAGUGAACGCGUGAACCGAGAAGGAUUGUUCCCUUGUGCUGCUCCCAACUCUGCCGAGGAGACGCGGUGGGGCCACGAUCUGGAUGAGAACAGACAAAGAGAAAAGGGUGGAAGCAUGGCUGUCUCCGCAGCGCUCGCUGCGAUUCCGGCGAGCCCUCUUUCUCACCCGUCUCCGGGUCUACCUCCGGUCACUCUCCUUGAGUCAUCACAGAACUCUUACGGCUCGAGCUCGAAAGACCUGCUGCAAAACGCGCUGAAAGGGAAGGCGCACCGUCCUUUGCCGUCUCUCUCCGCGUGUGUCCCUCCAGCGUUGCGCAUUGCCUGUCUCCCAGCGAAGCCUUGUUCAGGGCUGCAGCAGACGGACUCGAGCCGCCCGACCUCGACGGCGGCUGCGUCGCAUUCCACCUCGUCGGUGGCUGUUCCCGUGCGCGAGGACGCGCUGGAGGCGUCUCUAGAAGAGCCAAGCACCGUCGCGGACUGUCGCUGCCGGCAGCCGCCUCCCUACGCGUGUGAGGAGAGAGACACAGGAAGCUUCUCAGUCCCGGUUCAGGCGGGCGGCGUGAGCCGCGACGCGCCUCUGGCGGCGGAGCGACGCAUACACUGCGUGGAGAGAGUCGAGACGUCUCAAGAGAGAAACGUGGGGCCGGGAGAGAACGAGGAAGGCUGCGAACAGUGCGCCGUCCUUCUUCAGACUCUGGUCUGCGCGGCCGACCGCAUGCAGCGGCAGAUGGAAGACGUCGAGAACAAGGUUCAGUAUCUGCAUGAAGUCGCUGAGCGCGCAAAGACUGCGACGCCGCUCGCUCAAUCGGCGGCGUCUCGAGGCGACCCUGAAGGCGACAGUGACACAGGACACACGCGCCCGCUCGCCUCUGCGCCUGCGUUUUCUCGCUCGCGCGCGUCCUCCCCUCGCAGAGACAGCUGGGCAAGUGGGAACAGUUCCGAGGCGCCGCCAAGGACCGACCCCAGCAGGGCGAACGAAGGAGCGACGGCAGCGCAAGAGGGUCGCGCAGCGCUAGAACGCACGCGCGGCGCGGGCAGAGCGACGCAGCGCUCGAGUAAGGAAGAUGAAGAGUAUCCGCUUCUCCGGGAGGCUGAGACCGGGUUCGAGGCCGGUGCGCGCGACUCUUCCGCAGCAGUCGUGGAGCGACUGCGACGAGAAAAGCAGCAGGUGACGGAGGAGCGGGAUUUCCUCAGAGAGGAAUGCAUGAGCUUACGGCGCUCUGUCGAAGUCCUCUCUCAAAUUCGGCUCUUACUCGAGAAGCGAGUCGCGGAACUGGAGAGUGCGAACCCCGCCGGGAAGCAGAAGACGAAAGGGCCAGCAGCCGCGCGUCGCGGAGGGGCGAAGAGAGUCGAGCAAGAGAGGAGAGCAGCCGAGGCUGCCGUUGCAGCCGCUGGAGAAGAAGCCGCAGCCUCCGCUCUCGAGGAGGCAAGGACGAAGGCGGCAAACCGCAGAGACGCACACGACAGCGAGACUGCGCGUGCGGAAAACACCAACGCCCCAUCGGCAGAAACUAAAAGUUCCGCCUUGGAAGACGUGCGCGAGUCUGACGCGUGUGCGGCUGCCGGAAAGGGGGCAGCUGCAUGCGGAGGGACGCAGAGCGAAGAAGAGCCUCCGCGGCAUUCGCGGCCCGCGGCGCCUCGCGAGCAAGAAGACCGGGCGCCUCACGUCGCUUCAGCGAGCGCUCCCGCUGAAGAAACAGAGGCUCGUCCUCCAGAGGCGAGUGCACCAGCCUCAGGAAGCGACGCACCGAGGAAGCCGAGCUGCGGGCCGGUCUAUCUUAGCAGUCUUCUCGCUUCCUCGGCGUCGACUCGCCUUGCGUCGCCCUCGGCUUCCAUGCCGGCGCCGCUUCUGGGCAGCCUUGGCUUCUCCGAAGAAGACAGCAUGCUUGUGUAUGAGGCAGUCUUCGCUCCGCCGACCGCGAGAGCGUCGCAGAACGACGCGGCCUUCUCGGGUUUCGGCGGGGCUUCGCCGCGAAAGGAGAGUCGAGACGACAGCGGAGCGAGUCGCCACGUUGUAAGUCAAACGAGAGCACCCUUCUCCUCGUUUUCUCCUCUCUUCUCUGCAGAUCAGCGCGACGAUGUGGGGGAGUGGACGCAUUCCACCACGCGCAGCCUUCGCCCCCCCGACGCCACUUCAGCAGCCUCCAACAGGCCCUUAGCGGCUCUACAGGUCUCUGGAGAAAAAGAGGAAAGUCAGGCUCGAGACGGCGAAGGCAAGCGCAGCCCUGUCGUGCGGAGAGGCGUGAGUGGCUGGGCGGCGAGACGAGGCGCAGGGCUCCAAGAAGGCGGAAGGCUCGCCGAGCUUCAGGGGAAGGGCGGCGCCGCGGAGGCGGGCUACUCCGAGGCGCGCGCGGCGAGUGGCAUGGCUUCGAUAGGCUCCGCGACCCCCAGAAGCGUGAGCUCGGCGCGAAUCGGGAUCCGCAGCAUUCGGCUGUCCGCGAGUCUGUCUGCGUCGUCGCUCUCGUCUCUCUCCUCGUCGGCGUCUCAGUCCUCGCUUUCCUCCUCGCUGUCCGUGCCGCUGGUGUCUCCGCUGCUCGAUCGAGCACCGCGACACGAGGCGCAAGCGCAGAUAGCGGGACUCUGA
This is a messenger RNA of Besnoitia besnoiti, 4158 nucleotides long. RefSeq lists its product as uncharacterized. The coding region runs from base 1 to 4158 and encodes 1385 amino acids. NCBI's taxonomy places the organism in Eukaryota, Apicomplexa, Conoidasida, Eucoccidiorida, Sarcocystidae. The transcript is spliced from 2 exons. The record is from RefSeq and is a predicted model, not a curated record.